This is a messenger RNA of Giardia duodenalis, 1734 nucleotides long. RefSeq names its product Cathepsin L. The transcript has a single exon. Bases 1 to 1734 code for a protein of 577 amino acids. Lineage: Eukaryota; Fornicata; Diplomonadida; Hexamitidae. Gene Ontology annotation, cellular component: lysosome. The record is from RefSeq and is a predicted model, not a curated record. Gene Ontology annotation, molecular function: cysteine-type endopeptidase activity.
AUGAAGACACUGGCUUUGCUUCUUUCUGCAGCAGCCUGGUCCAUCCCCAGCACGCCCACUAUUUACAAAUGCAAGGCAACAUUUAGGGCACCCUAUGGCAAUAACACGCAACACUUUGAGGUUGCUUUUGAUCUGUCCCAGAAUCGGGAGAGAACAAGCUUCUACAACAAAGAUGGAACUUUAAUAGAUCAGGAAAUUAUCAACUAUGACCACUACUAUAAUAUCCGCACGGAGCGUAACAGAACCGCUUGCUACAAGUCAACCCCGCCCUCUAAUAUGGCAAAGCCGGUUAGAACAGGUAACCCCCGUCCUCUAUCCUAUCUUGUUCCCACUCUCACCAAUGAUUGGGUCGACAUGGGGACAGCCAUUGUUAAUGGCCGCUAUGUUAACCACUACAGACUUAACGGAAUCGAUGAGGCUCAAUCAGAUCUUCACACGUACAUCAGCACACGUGCCUUUCAGCAAGAUUUUUACUGCUAUAAGGACGAGUCGGUCUGCAUUCCUGUAAGAUGGACGAUGCGCUCGAUUUCCGCAUUUGGUUCUCACUUUGAUCUUUAUAGCCUUGACUACACUGCUUGCACAACAGAAGUCGAAGACUCUGAUUUCGCAGAGCCGUUUAUCUGUAAGUUCAUAGAGGAUCCCGACUGGGAUAACUGGGACAAUGACCCAGACAACCCAGUCGGUCCUACAUUUGAAGCCCUUAAACGUAUUUUUGGCGGCAACACGCUUACUCGUCUUCUCUCAGCAUUCUCUAGACAGAGUUCUCCCAAAGAACUUUCUAAUGACCACGCGACUGCUUUGAAGGCGAACGUGGAACUCAUAGCCAAAAUCAAUAGCAACAGCAGCUAUACAUUUACAGCAGCGCCAAACCAUUUCAGCCAUAUUGACAUACAGACAGCUCUAUCGGCGUUAACUGGCUUCAGACGCACUAAGAGGAGGAUUGAAAAUGGCAGAAACUACAUACAGAGCAGCAGUGGCGAAUGGCAUGACGUUCCUCUUUUUGACGCAGAUCAUCUGAAGAAUGAAGACCUUCCACAGGAACUUGACUGGAGGGUUCGGGGUAUCAUGAACAUGGCAAAGGAUCAGGUGGCUUGUGGAUCUUGUUGGACCUUCGGAGCCAUUGGUACCAUUGAGGGACGCAUAAACAAGCUUCGUGUCGUUGAGGAGGGUCUGCGACACGAGCCUCUAAAGGCAUACUCCGAGCAAUCUAUCGUAGACUGCUACUGGGGAUUUGGAUCGUUCGGCUGUGAUGGUGGGGACACCCUUGCAGCUCUCAAGUGGCUAGUCGAGAACAAUGGAGGUCGAGUCGCAUUCGAGUCGGAAUAUCCAUACCUUGGGCAAAAUGAUCUAUGCAAAGAGGCUCUCUUUGAUCACGAAUCGUUCUAUUUCGUCACAGGUUAUAGCGCAGUAAAGCAGUAUUCCAUUCCAAGCCUCAAGGCAGCGCUCCAGGACGGACCUGUGGCAGUUUCUAUUGGUAUUACAGAGUCUCUGUUAUUUUACUCUGGUGGUGUCUAUAACGAUCCCGCGUGCCCAUACAAGUACGACGACCUUUCACACGCCGUUCUUGCUGUUGGUUAUGGGACAGACGACACUUACGGAGACUACUGGAUCGUUCGGAACAGCUGGUCGCCACUUUGGGGGAUGGAUGGCUACUUCUACCUUUCAAUGAAGGACAACAUCUGUGGAAUCCUCACCGACGCCAGCUACGCGGUAGUUAACAAAAGAAAAAGCUAA